GGCUGAGCCGAGCCAAUGGGGAGCGGCAAGCGCUCUGUUCGCCCAUUCUCACGCCCCACCCUCGGACCUUGCUGGAAGAAAGUUUCGCCCCGCCGCCGAGGGAGAGCAGUGAACAUGGCCUCGCCAAGGUGGCUCUGGUGUGUGUGUGCAAUCGCGGCGGUGGCACUGCUACUUGUUUCCGAGGUUCCUUCGGCCUCUGCCCAAAGAAAGAAGGAGAUGGUGUUAUCUGAGAAGGUUAGUCAGCUGAUGGAAUGGACCAAUAAAAGACCUGUAAUAAGAAUGAAUGGAGACAAGUUCCGUCGCCUUGUUAAAGCUCCACCAAGAAAUUACUCUGUUAUUGUCAUGUUUACUGCUCUCCAACUUCAUAGACAGUGUGUCGUUUGCAAGCAAGCUGAUGAAGAAUUCCAGAUUCUGGCAAACUCUUGGCGAUACUCCAAUGCAUUUACCAACAGGAUAUUUUUUGCAAUGGUGGAUUUUGAUGAAGGUUCUGAUGUAUUUCAAAUGCUAAACAUGAAUUCAGCUCCAACUUUCAUCAACUUUCCUCCAAAAGGAAAACCUAAAAGGGCUGACACAUACGAGUUGCAGGUACGAGGGUUUUCAGCUGAGCAGAUUGCCAGGUGGAUCGCAGACAGAACUGAUGUCAACAUUAGAGUGAUUAGACCUCCAAAUUAUGCUGGACCUCUAAUGUUGGGAUUGCUUCUGGCUGUUAUUGGUGGACUUGUGUAUCUGCGAAGAAGCAAUAUGGAAUUCCUCUUUAAUAAAACUGGAUGGGCUUUUGCUGCUUUAUGUUUUGUACUUGCUAUGACAUCUGGUCAAAUGUGGAAUCAUAUAAGAGGACCACCAUAUGCUCAUAAGAAUCCCCAUACAGGACAAGUGAAUUAUAUCCAUGGAAGCAGCCAGGCCCAGUUUGUAGCUGAAACCCACAUUGUUCUUCUGUUCAAUGGUGGAGUUACCUUGGGCAUGGUGCUUUUGUGUGAAGCUGCUACCUCUGACAUGGAUAUUGGGAAGAGAAGGAUGAUGUGUGUGGCUGGAAUUGGACUUGUUGUGUUAUUCUUCAGCUGGAUGCUCUCUAUCUUUCGAUCAAAAUACCAUGGCUAUCCAUACAGCUUUCUAAUGAGUUAAAGAAAGUUCCAGCGAAACACAGACAUUGUGGUAAUGGAAACUGAAAAAUAAAAAAUAUGUGGUGUUGGAAGACUGCAACUCAUGUAGUUUAUAUUACCUCUUGUUUUGUCAAGUGAUUUAAAUAGUUCAUCAUUUAACCAAAGAUGUGUAGUGCCUUAACAAGCAAUCGUAAGAUCAUGAAGUAUUGGAAUUACUCUCCUCUUUAACCUUCCCUUCCCAAUGAACUUAUGAAACAUUUGAUUUUUGUAGAAUUAAGUACAUUGUAAAAAUUUUAAAUGACUACUUCAUUUUACUUAGAGCAAAAUUCAAAAUUACUUUAGUUAACUUGAUCGUCUGAUUUUAGCUUAUGUAAGGUUGGGGAUGAAAGGUUGUGGCCAGAAAUUUCCACCUCUGCCUAUUACAGAUAACUGCAUCUGGCAGCCAUCAUUAGUUUCCCUUCUUUGUGCAGAUGUAUGUACUUUACAGAUCUUUCCUUUUGGGCCAAGGUACCAUAUGCACUAUGUGAUCUUCUGAAAAUGGACCAUGUAGCCUUCAGAAAAACACAUCUGUCUUCCUCUGUAUUUCCUACAGAAAUCAGAGCUAUAUAUGCCUCUUUUACACAUUAAGAAGUACCUCUAACUAAAGACUAUGAUUUCUGCAUGAUUGUGCUAUAACUGCCUUGUACAUGGAAAGAUUUUUGAUUCAUUCUGUUUCUAGUUUUAUUUAAAGUGGUCCUUCUCUAAUAAUGAUAGUUUGUUGUGAAAAAUCAGUGUAACUUAUAAAAUGAUCUCUAAUGUUUGUCUAAGUUAGACAGUGUCAUUGAUCUCAUUUUUACCUAACAGAGAAAUAAGCUGAGUUGUGUUGUUCUGGGAAAGGACUGUCUUAGAAUGAGAAAAGAAAAUCAUGAAAUAUCUAUUUGUUGCCUAUGUAUUGAAAUGUUUUGCCAGGCUUGUGGCAGAUGCAGGCUGAUCUGAGUUUGUGGCCAGCCUGGGCUACAUAGUGAGACCAUGUCUCAAAAAAAAAA
Acomys russatus (golden spiny mouse) is the source of this 2125-nucleotide messenger RNA. It is a transcript of the gene Magt1, whose product is annotated as magnesium transporter 1. Gene Ontology annotation, cellular component: oligosaccharyltransferase complex. Bases 16 to 1122 code for a protein of 368 amino acids. The record is from RefSeq and is a predicted model, not a curated record. The transcript is spliced from 10 exons. Lineage: Eukaryota; Metazoa; Chordata; Mammalia; Rodentia; Muridae.